AUGAGUGAUUUGAAAACGGAACCUGUGAAAGACCAAGAACCAGAACAGAAGGAUCUGGCUGAGUUUCAAACCCCAAUACCUCAGGACGCAAUCGAGACUGAAAAGAAGGAAACAAUGCCAAAAAAAAAGCGAUACAAUAAAAAGAAGGGGAAUCAGCGGAAGAACUCGAAACUGAAUACUUGGAUUUAUAUACAAAAUCUUCCUAAAGAUGUGACAGAAGAGGAGUUGAGUGAUGUGUUUAAGCGUUAUGGAAUUAUUCAGCAAAAUUUAGAUGGAUCACCGAAGGCAUUGUUUGGGUGCAGUAUCAAACUGUACAAGAAUGAGAAGGGAGAGUUGACUGGAGACGCUCGUCUUUGCUAUCUGUGUAAGGAGUCCAUCCAGUUAGCGAUCAAAAUGCAAGACGACUAUCCGUUACGCUAUGGGUGCAGGCAUCGGGAGGAAGUGACUUGUAGCGAUAAGGAAAACAUCCGAGUCAGCGAAGCUGUGUUUGAUAAAAAGGAUAAGGAGCAUGAUCAAGCUGUCAACCUGGGGGAAGAAGACGAGAAGACAAAGCGACUGCGUUGGAUGUUUAUGCAGCAGCAGAAGCAGCAGCUGAGUUGGGACGAUGAGAAAGUGGACACAAGUCGCGUGGGUCUUCGCAUUAUCGUGCUUCAAAACAUGUUUUCUCUCGCCGAAACCACGCGUUUGCUCUUUAAAAAUCGCAUGAAUGGAAGAGCCAAACUUCAAAUCGGAGCUUUACGAAGACGUGAAAAGCGGCUGCGAGGAGUUUGGAGACAUCGAGAAGAUUACGAUCUUCGACACGAAUCCGGACGGGAUCGUGUGCAUCAAGCGGAUGAAUGGACGGUACUUCGCUGGACCUUCUGGGACGGUCGCACGGAUUAUCACACACGUAUGACGGACGAGGAGGAAAACACGAAGCUGGAGAACUUUGCGCAGUGGAUUGAGGGAGAAGAGGACGAAUAG
Messenger RNA from Blastocystis hominis, 963 nucleotides. RefSeq lists its product as hypothetical. The record is from RefSeq and is a predicted model, not a curated record. Gene Ontology annotation, molecular function: RNA binding. NCBI's taxonomy places the organism in Eukaryota, Bigyra, Opalinata, Blastocystidae. The transcript has 7 exons. Gene Ontology annotation, cellular component: U2 snRNP; U2-type spliceosomal complex. Bases 1 to 963 code for a protein of 320 amino acids.